AAUAAAGACUGAUAAGCAACCAGAACCUUAGUUAAACACAGAAGCCACCCUCAAUGCCGGAAAGAAAUCAAAGGCAACAAUGAAGUCGCUGCGGUUCAUCAGUGCUGAGGCAUUGGUAUCGAAUGCACAGCUUGCCAGGAAAAGUCUCAGCAGUGUUGCACAUAACCUUUUUCCUCUUCUUUUUAAAGCCAGUUAUUUACUGGAGCAGGGGGAAGUGAUCCAUGACCUGGUGGAAAACUGGCCCCUGGCAGACUUUAAUAUAGGAAAACUGUUAGGGACAACAGUGGAUUACCAGGAAGACAUCAGCAGCAGAGCAUGCUGUGUUUGUUUGGAAAGUUGUCUAGUUGGGCUGAGAGAUUAUGUGUUGAAUUGCUCUUCUCCAUACUCAAAGAGACUGAAAGUGGUGGACCUGACAGGCAUAAAAGAUGUUGAAGUUCAGCUCUGCAAGUGUAAGAAGACUCUGGGAAGGUGGGCCAGGACAGAGCUCCUAUCAAAGCUCUGUUUUGAGCUGCUUGUCGAAAUGCAAAGGCUGCAGUUCCAUCCAUGUAUCUUUGAUAUUGCUAUUGACAUUCUCAUUGACCUGUUUGUUACAGAGCGGAACUAUGAACUUGUGGUCCAAGCCUUACUGAUGAGGUGCCACUGUCCACUAAAAAUUCGUUGUGUGGCAUUCAGAGCUGACAGUCUCGCUUUACGAAAGCUUUUCUACAUCAUAAAGCUCACAGAUCCCUCUUCGCUGCGCAAACUUGAAGUGGUUCACAAUAUUCGUUUGGAAAUGGAGCACUUGGAAGUGCUGUUUAAUAACAUCCACUUUCCUCUACUGACAUCACUUACCCUGCCGGCCAGAGCAUUCAAUGUGCAGCGGUUUGCAGCCGAGGAUGAACCAAUCCUUAUGACUAUUGGAGAAAAGAUGAGCCAAAUGACGCAGCUGACCGAGCUGAGCCUGGCAUUUUCUACCCUCACAGGAAAAAUACGGAAACUGCUCAGGUAAGUUGUUCCCAACAGUGUGACUGAAAGUGUGAUGAGCCACUCGUCAGCUCAGUGGCACUGAAUUAAGGGCUGCCAAGGCUAACGAAAAGGGGCGGGGUGAACAAUGGAAAUGUUUUCAUUGGGAAAUCCAUUGAG
This is a messenger RNA of Trachemys scripta elegans, 1122 nucleotides long. It is a transcript of the gene LRRC14B, whose product is annotated as leucine rich repeat containing 14B. Lineage: Eukaryota; Metazoa; Chordata; Testudines; Emydidae. Gene Ontology annotation, cellular component: cytoplasm. The record is from RefSeq and is a predicted model, not a curated record. The transcript has a single exon. The coding region runs from base 80 to 988 and encodes 302 amino acids.